AUGGCAAUGAACGCAAAUACCGGCAUACUCCCUGGUGAUGGCUCGUUGACGACCCCAAUAUGUACAGGCUGUCAUCACGCUAUCCUGGACGAGUUUGUGUCGAGAGUCCAAGGCAGGUCAUGGCAUUCUCGGUGCCUCAGGUGCUCUGUAUGCCACGAAUACCUCACUCACACGUGCUAUGCUGAGGGACGUCACUUAUAUUGCCACGAACACUUUUUCAGCAGGUUACUUGGUGCGAAGUGCGCUGGGUGUGGAGGAGCUAUACAGUCAACGGAACAUGUCCGGCGCGUCCACGCCAAUAUAUAUCACCUGUCGUGUUUCACCUGUGUUAUAUGUGAGAUGAGCUUGGAGACUGGGGAGGAGUUUUACCUGCGAGAUGACGGGGGCCUUAUCUGUAGUCAUGACAACAACAACAAGGACGCAGGUCACGGAUUUAGGGGUAUGAAUGAAAGAAGAUCACGAACAACGCUAACAGCCCGUCAGACGGAAGUACUCAACAACAGUUUCCGGUCAUGCUCAAAGCCUUCCCGGCAGAUGCGAGAGCACCUGAGUACCGAAACCGAUCUUGAUGAGAGAGUUAUCCAAGUCUGGUUCCAGAACAAGCGGGCAAAGUCCAAGAGAGAUCCAGAUAAUUCCCCUGAGUCAUCCAUGGUUUUAAAACAUCCCCAACGACUGGAUUUCGACUCCACUGAGGCUGCAGCGCCUAUGGGCAAAGGUUCUGAAGACGCCGGAGUUUCACAUGAUGUGCCCUAUACCGUUCCCUGUGCGCCCCAGCAAGCCUCUUUCUCUGACUUCUCGUGGGGAGCCGAAUUUUGGGAUGCGCAUUUUCCGUCAAGUUUCGACUUAACCGAUGGCGAUGUUUGUUCCAGUGAUAGUGCGUGGGGAGGCUGUGAUCAGAUGAUGAAUUGUAGACAUUGAUACAUUAAAAUUGAUUUUGAAAACAA
Messenger RNA from Haliotis rubra (blacklip abalone), 944 nucleotides. RefSeq names its product LIM/homeobox protein Lhx3-like. The transcript is spliced from 5 exons. Gene Ontology annotation, molecular function: DNA-binding transcription factor activity, RNA polymerase II-specific; RNA polymerase II transcription regulatory region sequence-specific DNA binding. The coding region runs from base 1 to 918 and encodes 305 amino acids. Gene Ontology annotation, biological process: regulation of transcription by RNA polymerase II; neuron differentiation. The record is from RefSeq and is a predicted model, not a curated record. NCBI's taxonomy places the organism in Eukaryota, Metazoa, Mollusca, Gastropoda, Lepetellida, Haliotidae. Gene Ontology annotation, cellular component: nucleus.